AUGGAUCGUUUUAAUGGUGAUGUAGAAAUUCAAGAUCCAUUCGAACAAACGAAUGAAUUGAUGCGUCAAAGUCUCGUUACGGUUGAGCAUAAUUGUCAAGCUUUGAGAAAUCUUGUCAAAGAGCAACGAAAAUUUAUCGCUGAUUCGAUCAGCGAGAGCCAAGAGAAUCCGGGGAAGGCCCGUGCUCUUGGAGUAACUUUGAAUUUUUACGAUCACAUUCGAUCCGACCUCGUGGCAUUGGAGGAAAUUUGUCAGAAAUAUCGCGUGAAAAUACCCGCUGACAUUUCUUCAGAAAUUCUGCAAAGACUUCAGCCACCGUUCCACACUUCGUUGGCAGCCGUUAAAAAAGCUUACCUCAACGAACAACAAUUCUUCGACCGUGUUGACACCGAUCGAGGAUCAACAACGAACGGCCAAUUUAUUCGUGAUUGGGCGAACGCUUCACCGUCAUUCUUCGAUCAUACCCAGAACAUCAUUUAUGGGCCAAAGAAAUUAAUGCCCUCGGAGUUUGACGAUAGCGAUGACAAGUUUAAGCAGGACAUUAUGAUUCUUAGAACAAAAAUGUUUGCGAUUCCUCGUAGCCGCAGCGAGGAACCGAGGUACGAACAUUUCACAUUUUCUCCGAGAACGUUAUUGUUUAAAAACCAGGACAAUAUAACGGACGAUGUUCGAAGAGUGAGCAUAGGCGCUGCAACAAAGAGAGAAUUCAUCGAAACGGUUAAAAAAACAGAUUCUUACUUUUUGCCAUCGGUCAAUGCAGAGUUGGCGAAAAUCGACUAUUUAAAAUUCGUCGAUGGCGAGUUCAAUACCUCAGACAAUUGGCUGAAACUACUCGACAUGUUCGGUCAACAGUUGAGAUCAAAAUGGUAUCUCGUUGUUUGUCCACAAAUAAAAGCCGUUUUAAAAAAAUACAAAAUCAUGAUAAUCCAUCUUUCCCCCACGAAAACUUUCGAUUUCAUCGUGAAAUUGCCGGAGAAUGGGGCAAGUUGCUGGCUGACGCGUAAGACUUUGAUUCCAUUGACGCAUAGAACAUCGGAAGUUCGAUGGCUUCGAGAUCCGAGGAAACAGCUCAGAGCCAUCAACGGGAAGGAUGUUGCAGCAACCAUAAUGCAGAGUUGCUGGCGUGGAUUUUGGGUCCGCAAGUGCAUCUACGACACAAAGUGCAAAUAUAUAGCAGCAAGUAUAAUCUGGGUGGCAUGGAUUGUAGUGAAAAAGAAACGUCAGAUGCAUGAGCGUUAUCUUCGAAACAUGUUGACGACUCUGGACACGACCCGUCAGUUAAGCUUGAAAUUGAGUACCGAAUACGAGUCCAUAAUCAACGACAAACACGUGGUAAUCCAUCUCCCAUCGCUGGGUUUCCCAUUGGAUGUCAGAAGAACCUUUGGGAGCAGCAUAGAUUUUGCCAACUAUCAAAACACCAUGGGACUCAAGUUUUCCGCUAUAAAAAAUCAAUUUGCUCAUGUCAUCUACGUACUCCCAAUAGAUGCAACCGAAGAUUUGAUGGAAAUGUAUAAUGACACGAUCGAGUCUGUUCUGCCCCACGAAGAUGCCCACAAUAGAGUGACUUUUUUGGGCCUUUCCCAAGCCCAAACCUUCGCAGAUUAUUCUUUUAAUGUUUCAAGGACUCUUCAUGCUUCGGAAGAUACCCUAGUCGAGAUCCGCAAGUAUCUUGUCAACAAACGAGCCUUCUGCUUACCUUGGAUCCUGGACGAAUGCGAUGUUCGCGUAGCCGGUAACUUGGGAGUCCCCCUUCUUGCUCCAGAUGUCGAGAUGCAGAGCAACUUACUCAACAAAUCAGCGAUCAGUGUUAUGAUUGACAGACUGAAACUCGAACAACCGCCGUUCAUUAAUGACAUCAAGGAUUACAAAACUUUGUGCAACAGUCUUGCUGAACAGAUAUGUUCUAAUACAGAGAUUUGUAUGUGGUUGUUCAAGGUGAAUGUCGGCAUGAGCAACCUGCACACCGGAGUCUUUCUCAUCAAUCAUAUCAGUGUUCCUUUCAUGCCAAUUUUACGUAAACAGCGAGAAAAAUAUGGUGAUCAGUGGAACACUAACAUAAAAACUAAAAUGAAUUUUCUGAAAGGGUUGUCCGAUCAUUUGUCUGAGAUCGUGUCGACAGUUACAAGAUUCUCCACAUGUUAUGGAUCCUGGGAAAAUUUUUACUCUCAAAUGGUCAAGUAUGGCUGUCUGCUUCAGGCUGUUCCAAACGAAAAGCAUUCCAAGUACAUAAGCGUCACUCUUUUCUUACCUGGCAAUGCUACAGGACAUACCCCGGAAUGGACUGGAACAGCGGAGACCAUUUAUUCUGCUGGCAUAUUAUUCUACAAAUAUUUGAAUAACGAUGAACUGGACAGAAAAGUGGCCAAGGACUUUUCUCUUUCAAGAAUUUUGCUAUUUUUUUUUUUACUGAACAAAAUCACGUUACCGUUGUUUUCGUUAUCACGCCUGAUUCACAAAUGUGAUGCAGUCAGAAAAUCAAGAUUUUCGACAGUGGGUUACACGAUGCCACAGACUUUUGUAGACAACUCCGACAUCGAAGUGAGCGUUCAGCUUAUAAGUGAAUCUCUUCAAAAAGAUGGUUAUUUCGGCCACUUGUGCAUCAACCUCUACUGUUUCCGUCGCAAACAAGACGAUAAAAUUGUUUGUCUCGUUGUCGGGAUUGACCCCUGCUACGAUUAUGUUCAACAUUACGUCGAUUGGUUGAAAUUUGCCAUCAACGGUUCCUACGAUCCUAUUAAUAAUAAAUUCGAAGCCGAUGUCGGAUUACUCCCGGAUUCACGGUCACAAAGAUCUUCCAUAAGCGUACCCUACGGUAGAGCCAUCUCCAGUUUUACCGAAACAACUGGACGCUACGCCGUCGUAAUUCCCCAUCUUUACCAUUCUGAAUUAUCCUCUCAUAACUGGAAAAAUCUUCGUGCUUUGAGUAAAGAAUCCGGGGUAAAUUGGAAGACUUCUGAAAUUCAAGAUAUUAAAAUUGUUCUCCAACUGAUGAAUUUUAUCGACUAAUCCACCAUUUUGU
Messenger RNA from Venturia canescens, 3019 nucleotides. RefSeq lists its product as uncharacterized. The transcript has 5 exons. The record is from RefSeq and is a predicted model, not a curated record. Lineage: Eukaryota; Metazoa; Arthropoda; Insecta; Hymenoptera; Ichneumonidae. Gene Ontology annotation, molecular function: protein binding. The coding region runs from base 1 to 3006 and encodes 1001 amino acids.